Molecule: messenger RNA, 5982 nt
Organism: Rhodotorula toruloides NP11
Lineage: Eukaryota; Fungi; Basidiomycota; Microbotryomycetes; Sporidiobolales; Sporidiobolaceae
Product: DNA polymerase zeta subunit
Exons: 22
Coding region: 1-5982 (1993 amino acids)
Biological process (GO): error-prone translesion synthesis; double-strand break repair via homologous recombination
Cellular component (GO): zeta DNA polymerase complex; nucleus
Molecular function (GO): nucleotide binding; DNA binding; DNA-directed DNA polymerase activity
Source: RefSeq, a predicted model, not a curated record
AUGGCCGGCGCGACCGCAGAUCCGCCAGACGAUGCGGCCGCCUCGGCAGCGACCCCACAACAAGCGACUGAGACGGCUCAGGAAGCGGGAGGGACAGCGGCGCCGACAGUCCCGCUGGAAGACUGCUUCAUUCGCUUCCGACUGAGCGCGAUCGACUACAUCCAGGCGCCCGACCGCUCAAAGUACGACAACCGUCGCUCGCCGUUCGCAAAGGACGAGUUGCGCGCUGUACCGGUCAUUCGGAUCUGGGGAGCGACGGACAGAGGGCAGAGGGUGACGGCGCACGUGCAUGGAGCGUACCCUUACGUCUAUGUCGACUACAAGGGCAAACUGGAUCCCGAGUCGGUCAAUGACUACAUUCGGCGUUUCGGUUCGGCGCUGAAUCGGGCGAUGGAGCUGUCCCUCCCGUCGAAGCACAAGAAGGGACAAUCGCCUCAAUACGUCGCCUUCGUCGUUCUUUGCAAAGGGACGCACUUUUACGGCUACUCGGUCGGCUACAAGCCCUUUCUCAAGGUCUACAUGGUCAACCCGCGGCACAAGAACCGACUCUCAGAGCUGCUCAGGAGCGGCGCUGUCCUCCAGACCCAGUUCGACGUUUACGAGGCGCACAUUCCUUUCCUCCUGCAGUUCAUGCUCGACGCCAACUUGUUUGGGUGCGGAUGGGUCGAGACGGGAGAGUGCGCCUUCAGGGAAGAGCUGCCAGAUCACCAACCUACGCCCUCCGACGAGUACAAUCCGCCUUCCUGCUCCGGCCCGUACGCUUUCCGCACCUACACGACCCGGACCGUCCCGCCGUCUCGCAUGCACCCCUCUCCAGACGCCGGCGGUCCAGUCAAAGUCUCUUAUUGCGCCCUCGAGCUCGACUUGCCCAUCUCUGCCAUCCUCAAUCGCCGCCGCCUCACUCCUCGCAACCUCCAUCACGACUUCAUCGAGCUCCUCUACCCCGAGCGAGUCGAGCGCGGGAAGAACGUCCGCAGCGUGCGCGAGUUGUGGGAGGACGAGCAGCGUCGGCGGGCGGCAAAGGGCGAGAGCGGCCCUUUCGACAUCGUCGACAACGUACCUCGCGCUUUCGACAAGCGUUCGCCGACCGAUCCGAUCUGGCGACGAGAACCCGAGUUUCGGCGGAAGGUGGCGGCGCGUGUCGAGGAGGACCUUCGCGCCUUCCGCGAGAAGGUUGGACCGAAGGGCAGAGGCGCUCCCGAGUUUGAGACGUACGUCGAGGACAAGGAGAAACUGGUCGAGAAGUCGAGCAGCUGGUGGAUGGAGCGGAUCAGGACGACGUUCGAGCAGGUCGACGCCGUCUACAUCGAGCGCUUCCUCGAGGACGAGGAGAAGAACUACCCAUUCGGUGCUUGGGCUGUUCGAGGCUUUGGACUGAAUGUCACGGAGGCUCAAGAAGCCGCUUGGCUGCAUGCUGGACGAACCGAGGUCGACAUGAACCGGCUGCAGGCCUCGCAGGCUGCGGCGAAGCUUGCGGCCCGGGCAGCCCGGCGGCGGCGACAGGACCCGAGACUCGCCGACGAGGACGACGACGACGGGAUGGAGGCGGACUCGGACCCGGAUGCAGACGGUUCGGACGUUGACGACGGCCGUCAGCCGCCUGCGACGCAGGCCGAAGCGCUUGCUCGUUCGCGACGGACGAUGGAUCGUGCCGAGCAGCGCGGCAGGGAGGACUCGGUGCAGGAAGGCGAGUGGGAGAAGGAUCCGGACGAGGAAGACGACGAGGAGGACUACUGGGGAAUCAACGCCGGCACCGAUCGUCUGCCCGUCGACGGCUCGCUCGACGGACGAAGCGCUUAUUCGGUCUCGCCUAGCGUGUCGCCGACGAAGCGCACGCUCGCAUCGCCUGAGCAGGCGAGGAGUCGCGCUGGCAGCGUCGCUGCCGCUUCGACGGACGAUUCCGAUUCCGCUUCGCCCACCAAGAAGCGCAAAGUUGACGAGGCGGCUCCAGCACUCGCCCGUCUCGCGUCGAACGGCGGUUCCUUCGGUCGUCAAGCAGCCAGCUUCCUACCGAUCGGCCCUCGCGGUCUUUCGCCCUCUAAAGGCGCCACGUCUGCCCAACCAGCUCGGUCGCCGCCCUUAACCCGCUCGCCCUCGCGCGACGGCUCGACUCCGGCUGUUUCACCGUCUAAAAGGACGAAGCACAACCCGUUCGCGAGUCCGAACAAAGGGGUCGUCGUGCGCAUCGCCAAGUCGGCCUCGAAUGCGCCGAGCCCGCAGAACGCAUCUCCGAUUGCAGAAGAGGGUCCAGAGGCUCUCUUCACGUUUCGAGCAGCAGCAGCCGUGGGCGAUGAGUCGCCAUCUAAGCCAAUCGUCGCUUCGCAUGUGUCGGAGACGCGGUCGUCGGCUCCGCCCCUCGAGUACUUCCUCCAGUCGUCAGCAGAGUCUGCUCAGGACAGCUCGCCUACGCCUCCCGAGCGCAUGCGCUCAGCAGGGACGCCGUCGCAAGCAGUCGCCGAGCUGGCGGAUUUGCCGGACGAUGCCUUCGACGAGGAGUACCAGCCGACGCCGACCAUCAAGGAGGAAGUCCCUUCGCAGGUACCGCUCGAGCUGCGAUCGUCUCCUGGUUUACUUCGUCUCAUUGCGAACGGCAGCAACAGCUCGGCUCGAGCUGAUCCGCUCGAGGCUAGCGAGUCGGAGCAGGAGGAGGACGUCAAGCCGCUGUUUGAGGUGGAGCAGCCGAUUAAGAAGCACGUCGCGUUCGCCGACCCGCGCGCCGGCCCAAUCAGCUCAGCGUCCUCACCACGGACGGCAACUCCCGCCAUUUCGACUGCCGAAUCCGCGAAAACGCAACCGAGCUCGGCCGAUCACACGUCUCAACAAACGAGCGAGUCCGAUUCGACAACGGUUGCACCUCCUCCUCCGCCUCGGAAGGACUACCCGCAGGCUCGGCACACCUUCACCUACUCUGCACCACCACCGGCAUCUUCGCAGCUUCUGCAGACGAUCGAGUCGUACGGGCAGCCCGCGUUUCGGUACAAGGACCCGCACUACAGCAAGCCUGCCGACGUCCCACGCAAGGCGCGCGAGUACGGCGGACGGUCCUUCAGGCUCUACGGCACGACUAUCAAGUCGCUCCCGCCUUUCAUGCAUUACGAUGGCGACCGCCGAGUGCCCUCCGACGAGGACGGCAGGAGGAAGCGGAGGAUCAGGAAGGUCAAGACUUGGGAGGCCGCGAAAAGACCGCCGACACUCGCCGAUGCUCGGGUGUGGCUCGAGGCCAAUGGUGCUGCAUCGGCGCAAGCGAAGAAGCCGCGCUUCAACCCGAUCAAGUCGCAGAUCGAAGGGCCGACGCAGAAGAGCGAAAAGUUCACCGCUACCAAGGGUGCUGCAACCCAGCGCGAGAAGCAGCACAUGGCCGUCUUGUCAAUGGAGCUACAUGUAAACACUCGAGACGACCUGCUCCCCGACCCGAAGGAAGACGCGAUCGAGGCCAUAUUCUACUGCCUGCAGUCCGACAACGAGGAUCUCGACGCCAACGGUCGCUCGCCUAACACGCAUGUCGGCGUCAUCGCAGUCGGCACCGACGACUCGUACCGCGUACUCGGCAUCACCGACUAUGCGCUCGAGUUUGUCGAGGACGAACUGACGCUGAUCGGCGCGUUCCUAGACAAGCUGCGAGAUGAGUGGGACCCAGAAUGCGUCGCAGGGUACGAGGUGCACCAUGCUUCCUGGGGUUACUUGCUGGAACGAGCCGAAGCCCGUUUCAGCUGGAACCUCGUGCCAGAGCUCGGCAGGGUCAAGUACGGCGACACCGGCAGGUUCGGCAACGCGCAGACGGACCGCUGGGGAUUCAAUCAGUCGUCGACGCUCAACUUCACCGGCCGACACGUCCUUCCGAUCUGGCGCAUUCUCAAAGCCGACAACAAGUUCCAGCAGAACAGCUUCGAGCACAUUGCCUUUCACGUCCUCCGCGAAAGAACGCCGCGCUGGUCGUUCCGCGUACUCACCGAGUGGUACACGUCCGACGACCCCGCCAAGAUCGCCAAAGUCUUCCAGUAUUGGCGAAACCGCGUCGAGAUGAACAUCGAGAUGAUCGACGCGGCCGAAGUCGUGGACCAGUGCUGCGAAUCGGCACGAGUCUUCGGCGUCGACUUCAACUCGGUUCGCACGCGCGGCAGCCAGUUCAAGGUCGAGUCGGUGAUGUUCAAGAUCAGCAAGCCCGAGAGCUUCCUCCUCCUCUCUCCGAACCGAGUCCAGGUCGGCAAGCAGAACGCCGCCGAAUGCCAGCCGCUCAUCAUGGAGCCGAAGUCGGCCUUCUACAAGGGACCGCUCCUCGUCAUGGACUUCCAGUCGCUCUACCCGUCGGUCAUGAUCGCCUACAACUACUGCUACUCGACAUGCCUCGGCCGCGUGCAUGACUUCAAGGGAUCUUCAAAGUUUGGGACGAGCGAGGUGAACCUGCCGGCCGGACUGCUCCAGCUGAUGAAGGACGACAUCACGAUCUCGCCGAACGGUAUGAUGUUCGUCAAGCCUCGAAUCCGCAAGUCGCUCCUCGCCAAGAUGCUCAGCGAAUUACUCGACACUCGCGUGAUGGUCAAGUCCAGCAUGAAAGGCGUCGAAGGCGACAAGGCUUUGACAAAGCUUCUGAAUGCUCGCCAGCUCGCCUUGAAGUUUCUCGCAAAUGUCACGUACGGCUACACGUCCGCUACCUUCUCCGGCAGGAUGCCCGCCGUCGAAAUUGCCGACGCGAUCGUCCAGACCGGCCGCGAGACGCUCGAGAGGGCACUCGAGACGAUUCACUCCGUCAAAGAGUGGGGCGCCGAGGUUGUAUACGGCGACACCGACUCGCUCUUCAUCUAUCUUCCCGGCAAAACCAAGGACGAGGCCUUCCGCAUCGGCAACGAGAUCGCCGACGUCGUAACGUCGCAGAACCCUCGGCCCAUCAAGCUCAAGUUCGAGAAGGUCUACCUUCCUUGCGUACUCCUCGCCAAGAAGCGCUACGUCGGAUUCAAGUACGAGUACAAGGCGCAGAAGGAGCCGGACUUUGACGCCAAGGGCAUCGAGACGGUCCGCCGUGACGGAAUCGCGGCGACGCAGAAGAUGCAGGAGACUUGCCUCAAGAUCCUGUUCCGUACCUCCGACCUCUCGCUCGUCAAGGAGUACUGCCAGCGGCAAUGGAAGAAGCUGCAGGCCGGAGACAUCUCGCCUCAAGACUUUGUCAUCGCCAAGAAGGUCAAACUCGGCAGCUAUGCGGAGGGGCGUCUUCCGCCGCCUGGGGCAGCUGUCGCCGCUCGCGCUAUGCUCGAGGAUCCGCGCGCCGAGCCGGAGUACGGCGAGCGCGUGCCGUACGUCAUGUUCCAGGCCGAGCCCGGCCAGAAGCAGGUCCACCGAGCCAUCGCGCCGAAGGAGUUUCUCGCCGACCCGCGGCUCCGACUCGACGCAACUCACUACAUCGAGAGGAUGAUGAUCCCGCCUCUCGAGCGCGUCUUCAACCUGAUGGGCGCCGACGUCACGUCUUGGUACCGCGAGAUGGCCAAGUCGAAGCGAGUGCACCGAAUUGCCGACGGCAAGGGCGGUCGCGCUGCGAUGCUCGAGCAGCACUUCAAGAGCAACCGAUGUGUCGCAUGCGACGGUCCUCACGGCGAAGACGGACUCUGUCCCGACUGUCGAGCGCACCCGACGGAGGCCGUCUACUCGCUCUCAACCCGCAAGCAGGCGCUCCUCCAGCCAACGAGCUCGCAAAACUGGCAGACACCUCCACCCUCGUCUUCUAGAUUACCGGCAUUGGAGGGCGGACGCGGACACGGAGGAGGACGUGGUCGUUCGGGACCGACUCGCGACUUCCGCUCGGGAGCAGGCGGAGGCGGCGACCGUUUCGCUGGCGGCAACAAUUUCGGCGGUGCGGCGUCGGGCGGAUGGGGCGCGCCGGCUGCCUCGUCGUACGGCCCGCCUCGUAUGGGCGGAGGGGGCGGUGGGUUCUACCAGGCGCCCUCGUAUGGCGGUGCGGGUGCUGGUGGAGGAUUCUCCGCCUGGUACUGA